Besnoitia besnoiti is the source of this 1542-nucleotide messenger RNA. RefSeq lists its product as uncharacterized. Bases 1 to 1542 code for a protein of 513 amino acids. Lineage: Eukaryota; Apicomplexa; Conoidasida; Eucoccidiorida; Sarcocystidae. The transcript has 6 exons. Gene Ontology annotation, cellular component: membrane. The record is from RefSeq and is a predicted model, not a curated record.
AUGAAGCUGCAUUUCGCUCUCCUCGGAAUCGCUGCCGCCGCCGUCUCGCUCUGCAAGGCAGACGUCGUGCGGCAGAGUUCCAGCAGCGAGACGAAACCGCCUGGGAGUCCCAACGAGCCUGCAGAGAUCCAAGCAUGCAUGGCAGGGCAACUGAAGCUCUCUAUAGCUGAGGCUAACGGAACAGCCUCGUUUAGGUGCUCCACCGAGUUUCCGGAGCUUAGUCCGGCGUACACAGGCGGGCGGGACCAACAAGUCUUCUUCGGGAGCGCUCCGAACGAGCUCGUGGACGUUCUUCCCUCAGCAAAACUCGAGAAGACCACGAUCCCCGUGUCAGCGUCAAGUGUCAGCACACCAGCAAGCGAGCAUGGCACAGGCUCGCCUGCCGCUCCCCAUCCGGACGUAUACACUCUGACUGUUCCUCGGUUGCCGUCUACAAUUAUUUCGCUUGUCUUCAGAUGCAUACCGGAGAUACGUACCGAGGCAGAGCGUCAACGGGCUGUGCUUUCCAAGGAGUGCCAAGUCAUUUUCACGGUUGCGUCAUCAGCAGCAAGACCGUCCGUUGCAGCUCGAUCAGCUCUCGCGGCAAGUGCGAUUGCGGGACUCCUUUCCAUGACUGCGCACUCUAUUCCAAGAUUACCCGCUCAGCCAAAUGCAUCUCCCCUGGUCAUCAUUGCAGGCGAUGGUGGCUGCCUUGGCCCUGACUAUGCUGCUCUUGUUGUAGUUAUUCUAAAGCAGGCACCAGCAGAGGCCGGCAUUGGGGCCUCCACGCGGAAGGGAAACGACAAGCGACCCUCCAGGGUUGUGAGACAGAGUUUUGCCAUUUCCAGCUGCCUGAUGGGGUCUACAAUGAAGCUGCCUCUUGCACCGUGCCUCGGCGCUGCUGCUGCCAUCGCGCUCUGCUUCCGGGAGGCCAGCGCCGUCCGCCAAGCAACGUCACACUUGCAACUGGGGAACGAGUCGCCGGAGAACGUGUCGCCGACUGAGCAGAAGGUGCCAACAUGCGAUACACAACCGGUGAAGUUGUCGAUUUCGGCAGCCAACGGGACAGCAGCCUUCAAAUGCGCCAAAGACAGUGAACUUAGUCCCCAGUACCAGCAGACCGGAGCGGACCAGCAGGUAUUUAUCGGAGAAACGCAAAAGAAGCUUUCAGAGGUUCUUGCCAAUGCCACUUUAAAACGGGAACCGACGAUCCCUGAAACGAACAAGAAGAACACCAUGGCGAUGGCCUCCUCGCCUGCCGGAUCACAGGAGACAAUGUACACUCUGACCGUUCCUGAGCUGCCCGAGCAAGAGAAGAGCUUAAUUUUCAAAUGCACGAACAAGUCGGAGCAAACCGUGAAUAGGCAAGAUGAAAACGAGGUUAAGACAGAGUGUAUAGUCACUAUCACGGUGGCUUCGUCAGCUGCAGAGAAGGCGUUCGCUGUUCACAGCCGCAAUCCGGGCGGCGUCGUACCAAACUGGCACUCUGUAGCUGAAGUUUCCUUCCUCAGCUCCUCCACUAAGGCUGGCCGCACAGUCAGUAUUGCGCCACAAUUUUUCUAG